This is a messenger RNA of Recurvomyces mirabilis, 405 nucleotides long. RefSeq lists its product as uncharacterized. The transcript is spliced from 3 exons. Bases 1 to 405 code for a protein of 134 amino acids. Gene Ontology annotation, biological process: translation. Gene Ontology annotation, molecular function: structural constituent of ribosome. Gene Ontology annotation, cellular component: ribosome. The record is from RefSeq and is a predicted model, not a curated record. Lineage: Eukaryota; Fungi; Ascomycota; Dothideomycetes; Mycosphaerellales; Teratosphaeriaceae.
AUGUCGGAAGGCCAGGUGACUUUGCGCACGCGCAAGUUCAUCCGCAACCCACUCCUCGCCCGCAAGCAAAUGGUCGUUGACGUCCUUCACCCCAACCGCCCCAAUGUGAGCAAAGACGAACUCCGCGACAAGCUGGCCGAACUCUACAAGGCACCCAAGGACCAAGUCUCCUGCUUCGGCUUCCGAACACAGUAUGGUGGUGGCAAGAGCACGGGUUUCGCUCUCGUCUACGAUUCCGCUGAGGCGAUCAAGAAGUUCGAGCCCCAUUACAGACUUGUGCGAUACGGACAGGCGAGCAAGAUUGAGAAGGCUAGCAGGCAGCAACGCAAGCAGAGGAAGAACCGCAUGAAGGAGCUUCGGGGUACGGCCAAGGUCAAGGGUGCGAAGAGCAAGAAGGAGAAAUAG